Messenger RNA from Lodderomyces oxycetoniae, 1581 nucleotides. It is a transcript of the gene ASK1, whose product is annotated as Ask1p. The transcript has a single exon. Gene Ontology annotation, biological process: attachment of spindle microtubules to kinetochore. Gene Ontology annotation, cellular component: mitotic spindle; mitotic spindle pole body; DASH complex. The coding region runs from base 1 to 1581 and encodes 526 amino acids. NCBI's taxonomy places the organism in Eukaryota, Fungi, Ascomycota, Pichiomycetes, Serinales, Debaryomycetaceae. The record is from RefSeq and is a predicted model, not a curated record.
AUGAAAAGAUUAUCUAUAGCGGCCCCCACAUCUAGGAGGAAGUCCGGGAUGCCCGUCGAGGAUCAGAAGGCUAGACAAAUACUAGAGCAAUUGGAUCAAGAUACAACAAUGGUAUUACAGGAUAUUGACAGAAACUUAUCCAGAACAAUUGCGGCGGUAAAUGGUAAGCUCAGAACAGCUAUCCAAGGGUAUAUAAAUGAGAGUACGAGAGUUAAGCAGAGCACGGGUUUUUGGAAGAAAUUUUUUGAACUGUCUGCCAAUGUUGUGCUCGAUAGUUAUGAGGCACCUAUUGCCGAAGUCAGUGCAAACGCUAACCUUCUAAACGCCUUAAAUGACGACGACAACAACAACAAUGGCGUUGAUAUUGAUGUUGCUGGAGGUACCGAUAAUGGCAAUGUGCUUAGGACAACGGCUUCAGGCUUGCCGGAACUGCGAAGUAAUCUGCACCUUAGGGCAAUCGUGGAAGAGGACACCUCAACUUGGUCAACAGAACAAGCACAUCCGAACAAGCCCAACUCAUCUACGCCACAAAGAGCUAAUCGUUUUACAUCUCAACAGCGAGCUAAACUUGCCGGUGAUGCAUUUGGAGCUAGAUUAACCGAUAAUGUCAAUCUACAGCACCCAACAUCGGUGCUGCUUCUGCAACAACAACAGCAGCAACAGCAGCAAAAUGGAGCAAAUAUCUCACCCGCAAAAGACCAACAGUUGAAGCAAUCUCCAAUCAGAAUUCAAACGAUUCGACAGUCUCUUGAUGCAUAUCACCGAGUGUCCAUUUCUCCAAGAAAGCAACGAACAUCCACCUUUGGAAGAUCUGCAGUGAUACAAAAUAUUCUUAAUUCGUCUCCCACAUUCCCCGAACCUCCUGUAUUGAAGUCCGAUUUAGCAAGCGAGCAGUCUAGGCUAGUGAACACCACGUCUCCGCAUCCAAGUAGUGAUAUUGAGCCUCAUUUACGCAAGUUUCCGCACACGCCAAAGUAUUCAGGAAUACUGAGUGGAGGAUCAUCGCAUCAUACACCAUUAGCAGUACAAGAUGCGGUUCAAGACGAAAGUGACAACGAAUUGCAGCCACCACGAUUAGAGACUAGUAGUCAAGACAAUGAGCUUGAUUUGCUGAACAGCGAUUCAAGUGAAAAACUUUUACCUAGGCUAAACACGAUUGAGUUGACCAGUAGUGCCAAACGAAGGCAAGAAUCAGAGUUUAAUAGUUCUAACAAGCGUAGUCGACCUUUGGAUAAAGAUGAAGAGAAUGUGUUUUUGGAAAAGGAAAGCAAGGAUUCAAGGCAAUCUCCUAUAGAUGAUGAUAAACACAAAAGCCGAAAUGAAGUGAAGGAAAGCGGUGUUGCUACUGCUGUAGGCGGUAGUGGCAGUGGUCAAUCUAAAUCUAUAACACAAGUUUUCAAUGAGGGAAUAUCGCGAGCUACCAGAGAUGAAAAUGUAAAUGCUGAAGUUGAGACGAAUGAAUUAAUACAGGAAAAUGUAACCACAGACGUGACUCGAGAAGGCGCAAGGGACUUAACAGAAGGAUCAACUGCUGAGCUUGGCCCAUUUAAGGAGAGAUGGAAAUAUUUUUCGAGUUUGUGA